Molecule: messenger RNA, 4692 nt
Organism: Pristis pectinata (smalltooth sawfish)
Lineage: Eukaryota; Metazoa; Chordata; Chondrichthyes; Rhinopristiformes; Pristidae
Gene: cdan1
Product: codanin 1
Exons: 28
Coding region: 17-3892 (1291 amino acids)
Biological process (GO): chromatin organization
Cellular component (GO): nucleus
Source: RefSeq, a predicted model, not a curated record
GAGGCGCGCGCGGGCGAUGGCGGCGGUGGUGCUGGAGCUGCUGCUGUGCGGCGAGCUGGCGCCGGCGGAGGCGCUGCCGUGGCUGCGGGUCCAGGAUGGUGAAUUGAGUGACAAGCUUUUGGCAUAUAAUUCACAACGGAAGGAUUUUGUACCCUUCCUUCUCAAUUUUUUAAGAGAACAGACAAACCAACUGAUACCAAAUGGGCCACCUACUCCUGCAAAGACAUCAUCUGCCAAAGGGCUGAAACCAGCUGGGUGCCCUCAGAACAGGGAUGAUAGCAGCCAAACAGUAAGAAGAAUCAGCAACUCGCAGACCCCAAGAGGGACUAAAACACAGUUGUUCCCAGACACACCAAAUAGUUCCUUUAACUCAAGUGCUUCCUUUCAGUCUCCUUCACCCAGUGGCUCCUCAUUUUUCUCAAAGUUAAAUAGUGACGUAAACUGUGCAGUCUCACCUGUUAGCCCUGACCUCAGCAACAGCACGCCUCUGCGCUAUGGAGAGCGACGAUUAACUCAGAGAGCCAGCCUUGGGCAAUUCAUUGUUCAGAGCCCUGAAAACCAGUUUCAGCGACGUGCUAAGAAGAAGAAUUUCUUAGUUGCUGGUCGCCAAGGAACCAAGGACUUGGGAAGAAGCGCAGCUGAAGAGGAUGGUGCGCAGUGGAAUGCCAACAGGAGGAAUGUGGAGUUCGUCAGCACCUCUCAAACUGCUGCUCAGCUAAACAUAUAUAACCUAGAAGAAUUUCCACCAGUGGGUGCAACUGCUUUGGGAAGUAAAACAAAACCAUCAAGAAGAAUUAACCCUACUCCAGUCAGCGUAGAGCGGUUGCAGUCCAGACCCAAGAAGUGUUUUACUUCCACUCCUUUGAGUCAACCAUUGUCCUCUACGCACUCCACAGGAGCUACUUCUGAAGCACUUGGAGCUGGACCAGAGGGACUUGGCCCCAGCAUACCUUCUAGUAACUUGCAGGAAGAGCGGGAAAUGUUGAAAAUUGAAAGAUCUAAGUUGCUUCAACAGUCACCAGUCUUGGACCCAGCCACACCCAUUAAGUGUCAGUAUGGAAGAUCCUUCAGUGUUUCCUCCGACAGUAUUGCUGUAUGUGCUGAUGUAAGCAAAGUUUCUCAUAGAAAGCAGUUGGAUGUGUUGGCUCAGUUGUACUCUGCCUGCAUCUCUGGGAAUUUAGUGCCAAACAUUUUUUUGGAGCUGUUCUUUAUACUGCAGCUGUUGACAUCCAGGGGAGGAACAUCAACAGAUGAUUUGGAAGAUGGUGUGGAAUAUGCCACUGAAAGAAAAUAUGUGGAAAUGCAGUAUUUCAGAAGUGUGCAUAAUUGCAUCUAUUUUGCUGUCAGAGUUCUGGAAAGACAAUUCACGAUAAUUUCUUACUUAGAUAAAGGGACCAUAAGGCUUCUUGGUGAGAAUGACCGAAUUGGCAUGUUCUCUGCCUCAUUACGUGACCAGCUGAGCCGUGCCUAUGAGGCCUGCACUGCCCAGGUUUCACUUGCAGUGCCUUCAGUCAUACCGUCUGUUCCAUUUGAGCCUGAAACUGACAAUCGAUCUAAUUUUACCAGCGACAGGGCCUUUCAAAAUUUUAAGAAGCAAAGAGACGUCUUUUAUGAGUUGCUGCGUGAAUGGGAAGACGAGCAUGCAAAUCCUGGUUGGGAAUUUGAGAGAGCAAUGGGUCUUCGAAUCAGGAACAUGAUGAUCAAUCUAAGCACAGCGUGUAACCACAGCCACUUUGCACGAUUGUUUCAGAAACAAGUGAUAAGAAUGUGCAAAGGUACAGUUGGAACGCACAUAGGCAGAGAGCAUCCUGAUCAAGAUGUGCUGGACAUAUUUGGAACAGACAACCUUACCAAACUGAAGAGGCUACAGGAACGCUUCGUUGCUCCCCAGAAUAUUGGGGGCCCAUGUCCCCCUCCAGCUUUCUCCGGUUGCCAAGUGUUCUUCAGAGAUUUUCUUUUGUGUGCAGGGAGCCAUCAGUUGAACCAGCACUUGUCGGACACUUUGUGUCAGCAGAUUUUGGAGCUGGAUAGCAUUACGAUCCUUAGACACAAGUCUUCGGGAGGUGAGGCAGACAUGGAUGAACAGGAUGAGAAGGAACAUUUUGUCUCGGUCUUGAUGACAGCAAGAUUACUGGCUAAGUUUCUUGGUUUUCUUACCUUCCUCCCUUAUCGUACAGGAGAUCGACCAACGAGAGAAAUGCAAGAGGCUAGUAUUUCUCUGAGGAAUAAGAGCGUGCCUGUUCUAAAUAUAUACGACUUAGUGAGAAGUUCAAUUAAAAAUCGACGUACUAUUCUGACUGUACCCUGGGUAGUGGAGUUUCUUAGCAUGAUGGACCAUGUGGCACCGUUCCUGGAUUGUUACAACAAAGUGUUUACUCUCAUCUUGCAUUUAUACAGACGCUUGAUUCUAACAAGUGAACGAAAGGAACAUUACCUGAACAAGCUGCUGAUCCUUGCUGUACUGGGAUGGCUUUUCCAGAUUCCUACAGUUCCUGAAGAAAUAUUCUUCGAUGAGGAGAAGAUUGAUGAAUUUGGAAUUAACACAUUAGACCAAGGCUUAGAUUCUGUUCCAUUGGUUGACCAGCAGCUGCUCUACCUUUGUUGUCCUUAUCUGUGUGAGUUACGCAAGCUGUUGGCUUCCUAUGUAGCUGGUAAUGGGAUAAAAAAUGGAGGAUAUAUGAGAAAGAUCACACCAACUUCAGCAGAGCCUACAGUACCAGCUUUAGCACAGUCGCAGCAGAGACUCCAGGCAGAGCUGGAGGAAGCUUUUUUUCAUAAUCAACCCCCAUCACUUCGCAAAACAGUUGAGUUUGUGGCUGAACGAGUUGGAUCUAAUUGCGUGAAGCAUAUCAAGGCAACACUGGUGUCGGAGCUGGUCAGACGUGGGACGGCAAUGUUACAGAGCGAAAUGAAGGAUGAAGAGUCCAACCUGCCCAAACUGCUUGAAGCUGUUACCCAUCAGCUCUGUGAAGAAGGCAGGCAGGCAGUGGCCAAAGGCAGUGAAUUCUGCAGCAGAAAAGGGCCUGAAGCCAUUCGGGUUCUGCUUCCGGGAGAGACAUCUGCUUCGGUGCUAAGGACAGCAGAAGAUAUUGCAACCCGCCUUGCAACAGAAAAAGCUUGUACGUGGCUGUCUGCCAACACCACAGCUUUAAUUAAAAAAGAAAUGGCACUCAGCUUUGAAAGACUGAAGAAGUCUCAAACAAUGCAAUCAGCAAACGCAGCUGAGGUUUCUGGAGUGACAGAAGGUUGUCCACAAGACUGUAAACACAAUGCACCAUCUCCCUCCCAGAUAGCCAGUGAGUUUAAGGAGCUGCUGAGUAUAACAUUGGGUCCCAGGCACAGUGAUGAAACAGUGGGCCACACGGAACUUGAUAAUUUAUUAAGAAGAUUAAGCCGAACCUUGAGGUGCAGACAGUAUAUCUGUCCAGUAAUUGAACAGGCCCUUGCAAGGUACACUGUGGAGCUGGCUUCUCUAUUAAUUGCAGGAGAAGUUCCAUUAUCUGAUCCUACCAGGGAGGAUUCCAGAGAAGAAACUUCUCAUCACAGAUCUGUCCAGCAUUUGCUCAGACUGCUCCUUGCUUUGUGGAAGAACGAUUUCUGUGUCCCUGUACCCCUUCAGCUAAUGUUUAGUGAGAAGAACAUUUCUUACACAGUGUGGACGCAAAAUCAAAAGUCAUGGUGGAAUGAGCUCUCAUUCCUAAUUCACAGCCUUACUGAGUGGGGAUUGAUGAAAGCUGUGGAGAUAGAGUGUUGUUGGAGGGGCCUUUCACAGAAGCAUUGGCCCCAGGAUUUCAUCAAUGUGAUAGAAUCUGUACUUAAAAUGUGUUCAGACCUGCCAAAGACAGAUACCAUGGAAGACCAGAAGCCAAAUGAGACAAGAUAUACUGAGUAAAACAACAAGCUUGGAUUAUGAUUUAUAGGGAAAAAACAAGUCUAUUUUUGCAGUAUUUUACAAUUCAUGUGCAAUUUGUUUGGGAUGGGUAGGGGAUAUUUUAUUAAAUUUUAUCAGUGCUGCUAAAUUUAAUCAAAUAUUCAAAUGAAUAUUUUGUAGUUCACAUUGGACUAGCUAAUAAAUGGACCACUUUCUACUUGUCUAAGUAAUCUGAUGUUUGGCUGAGAUUUUGCAGUUGACAAUGAACCGUUCAUUGUUUACAGCCGGCCAGACUUUGGGCUGUCGCACAGUGGAGAGCUGUUUCUGCCCCUUCCCUGGCACGGCAGUCAGCUUGCAAACUUUUCAGAUGCAAGUCUAAAAAAAAGGUGAAAUUAGAAUAUUUAAUUUAAAAUUAUGCACUGAAAAUUGUGAUUGAAUAAGAUAAAAAUUGAGUUGGUUAUGAAGGAAUGAGAUUCUACACUUGUUACAUUUUUAGUGGAGGUUUGUUGGUCAUAAAUUAAGAUUUCCAUAUUAUUAUAAUGUUACUGACUCUUGUAAUUGAACAACCUUUUGCUGAUCUGCUUUGUAUCUUAACUUCAGACCCUUUGUUUUAAUGCCAAACUGCAGUGAGGUGCUGGCAUGGGAAAGGAGCUUCUCACUGCUCACACAAAUGAGUUACUUCCAUCUCAAAUGCCAAGCCAAUUCAUUAUAAUCAGCUUUUGAAAAACUAUUGCUCUUGCCUUUAACUCCCUGCUUCCAUUCAAAUACUCUCUAUCUAGUUGGGGGGGGGGGGGGGGGGGGGCUAAUGGACAGGAAGAGAU